Opisthorchis viverrini is the source of this 375-nucleotide messenger RNA. RefSeq lists its product as hypothetical. Bases 1 to 375 code for a protein of 124 amino acids. The record is from RefSeq and is a predicted model, not a curated record. The transcript has a single exon. Lineage: Eukaryota; Metazoa; Platyhelminthes; Trematoda; Opisthorchiida; Opisthorchiidae.
AUGAUGUGUCAUUUGGGGAGUAUAGUAUCAACCCUCAUUGUUUUUCUUCAAUCGGAAGUUAUUCAAUGCAUUCCCGUAUCUCACUCACAUAAUUCCUCUCAGGAUGAUGCCACACUGAACAGUUUGACAACCGACAAAGCCGAUUCAGGAUCACGAUUAAAAUCCAUUUCACCCGUGUUGGGUAGAAUCGGUUGGUGUGUUACCAAGAAACGACAGCGAUGGAUCGAAAUCGGUCAGCUUGGAUCCCAUCAAACCGAACUGGGACUUGUCCAGUCCGGAAAGUUUCCUGUCCUCGGACCAAACGAAACAUCGGAUAUGAUCUACUGUUGUGGUCCGGUGAGGGAACAACACUGUUGUCGUCUUCAAGAUACGUAA